UAAGCCUAAUCAAAUUACCGCGACAACAAAUAAUUAAUGGAACAAUUGUGGCUUCCCCUUUUCCUUUAAAGCCCCUUUUGCGCCGAAAGAAUGUUAAUCGUCAAAUCGUUAUUAUGCAAACAACUUUUAAAUAGUCGAUACAGAUAAAGAAGAAAAGAAAAAUGAAUUGUCGACGUCUGCUCUUAUCUUUUACUGCUCUUUUAUUUUUCGUUGUUGUGUGUGAAUGUAAAAAACCGGGAACAUGUCCUCCAAUAUUAUAUUCAAGUGUUUGCAAGCACACUUGUUUAUCUGAUUACGAAUGUCCUGGAAGGAUGCUGUGCUGUAGAACUUUUUGUGGUGGAUCAUUGUGUAAUCCACCAGUUUCCAGAAGGGUACAGGCUCCCUUAGGUGUAAAACCGGGAACAUGCCCCAGUAAACCAAGAGGACGUUGGAUUUGUUCAAGUAGAUGCUCUACGGAUCGGGAUUGUGGGGGCAAUAAAAAAUGUUGUAAAAACAGAUGUGGAGCGAGAGCUUGCAUGAAACCGGAAGAAGAAUUAGGACCGGAAAUAUAAGUUUCGUCAUGUUUGUUUUGCAAACUGUGACUUAUAUUUAGGAUCAAAAAUAUUACUCUUAUAGGCUCUGUAUACAUAUG
Messenger RNA from Agrilus planipennis (emerald ash borer), 631 nucleotides. Its product is annotated as WAP four-disulfide core domain protein 2-like. Gene Ontology annotation, molecular function: peptidase inhibitor activity. NCBI's taxonomy places the organism in Eukaryota, Metazoa, Arthropoda, Insecta, Coleoptera, Buprestidae. The transcript is spliced from 2 exons. Gene Ontology annotation, cellular component: extracellular region. Gene Ontology annotation, biological process: antibacterial humoral response; innate immune response. The record is from RefSeq and is a predicted model, not a curated record. The coding region runs from base 162 to 551 and encodes 129 amino acids.